Molecule: messenger RNA, 2307 nt
Organism: Microcebus murinus (gray mouse lemur)
Lineage: Eukaryota; Metazoa; Chordata; Mammalia; Primates; Cheirogaleidae
Source: RefSeq, a predicted model, not a curated record
GGUAUAAUUCAUUAAUUAUGAGCCCCCGUGUGUGAUUUUAUUGCCUUCGUAUAUAAACCAACCAAAGGCUUACGUGAUCAUUGUGGAAAAAAUACAAGAAAGUUUCAGAAAGAAAAUUAAAAUCUUCUAUAAUGCCACCUCUUCUAUUUUACAGAGGCAGGGGAAGUUAUAGCAGAAAGUAGUAUUCAGUUUCUCAUCAGUGCACUUUUAAUAGGCCAUUCUAAAUAAGAGGGAUAAUAGUGAUGUGUGGUAUGGGUCAGCAACGCUUCACAAACAUUAUAUAGUAUGUAACAUGUGUUCAUAAUAUGUAUUCACAAACAUUCUAUAACAUGUAAUAUGUGUUCACAUAUGGAAACCCUUUCUUCCCCCUGCAGUUUCAGAUACAUGAAGACAGGCACACGGGCAUAACCCCUGCCAUUUCCUAGUUCCGGUGGCAAAGAGUCCUUUCCAAAUAUAAGAGGAAUAAAGAAGUCACCUCCCCAGCUGACACCAUCUUCCAACAGAUUGAGCAAGAGCGUUUUGAGCACUACAGAAAAGACAGUUCAUCAAACCCUAGAUGAUGAUCAGCCUUGUGAUUUUUUCAAGAAAAGGAGUAGGGUGAAUGAAUCUCAUCAGAAAAGCAGCAGUAUGAAUGCUGGCCCAUCGUGGAAUAGAGUGCAGCACCCAGAAAGUUCUGCAGGAAAAAGACAGAGUCAUCCCGAAGGACGCCGUGUUUCUUCCCGGCUGAGAAGCAGCCUUGUGGGUGUCUCCCAGCUAGCUGAGGAUAAGCUUAAAGAAAGCGUUUCCCCAGAAGGAAAACCCGAGAGGAGUCCACUUGGACCCGGGUGUCAGGGGGCUUCGGGGAACAGAUUGUUUCUUGACUUUCAGUCAAUGAAGAUUAUUAAAGAAGAUGCUGAUGAAGACAGCGCCAGUGAUCUCUCCGACUCGGAGAGAGUUCCCAUCCCCCCUUCUCCCCUCACACCUCCAGAUCUGAAUCUUCGAGCUGAAGAAAUUGAUCCUGUGCACUUCGAUCUUCACCCAGGCCAGGGCCAUGCCAGACCUGGAUACUGCUAUCCUGAUUUCCUGCCACCCCCUUUUAGCUCCUGGGACCUACGGGACAUGGCCCUGCUUCUGAACGCGGAGUGUAAAACCGAAGCCAUGCCACGAGCCGGAGGACUUCUCGGGAAGUAUAUCGACAGACUUAUUCAGCUCGAGUGGCUGCAGAUCCAGACCAUACAGUGUGAAAAAGGGAAGGGGGCCAAAGCAAGGCCCCCCACUGCCCCAGCGACCUCAGGGGCUCUGAAGAGCCCUGGGAGGGGUAAGCUGAUUGCUAGCGCUCUGUCCAAGCCACUACCUCACCAGGAAGGGGCUUCAAAGUCAGGCCCUUCACGAAAGAAAGAUGUUCACCAUCAAGUCCGUCCAUCAUACUACGUGUUUGAGGCUUCCCCCAAGCCCGGUGAUAUGCUGGGUAGCAGCAGGUUAUGUUGUCAGAAGCAAACCCUUGAAAUGAGGACAGAAGAGAAGAAAAAAAAAUCAAGUAAGAGUACAAAGCUGCCGCGUUGGGAUUUGUCCUGCAGCGACAGCUCAAAGGUGGAAGCCAAUGGUAACAUUCGACUUCCCAGACAGUCAGCCGUGAUUCUGGACUCGGCCGACGCCUGCAAGCCCACCAGAACACAAGCACAUGCAAAUCUUAAGAAAAAGGGAAAUGCAAAUAGCUGUGGUCGUGCCAGUGUAUCCAGUGAGAAAAAACUCAAAACAAAUGGAGUAAAGCCAGCCAGUGUAUCCGGUGAGAAAAAACUCAAAACAAAUUCAGUGAAGCCAGCCAGUGUAUCCAGUGAGAAAAAACUCAAAACAAAUGGAGUAAAGCAAAACACGUACAAAUUAAAAUGAUACCUGGAAUGAUAAAUUGCAAAGACCUGCAGAUACAUAGACAGUGGAGCUCUUCCAGAAGUUAUGAUACUGUGAAUUUUAAGAAAUUUUAUGACUACUGAUAUUUAAGUUGUUGAUUAGCUCCUUGUCUACCCCCGUUUCCACCCCAAGUAGGUUAUUUUCAAAGAGAGAUGUAUUUCAAUAAGUCUUUGUUUGUGUUAACAGUCUUAAGCAGCUGAGAGCCCUUUAGAUAAAAAAUAACCAAAGCAUGUGCCCUCUAAAGGAAUAAAAUAGCAACUCUCCAGGGGAAGUGACUUGCCUAUGCAGAAUAGAUAGUGACGUUCAGCUCCCCAUUUCAUUUGCACAUAACUGCAUGAAAUAUUGCAUACUGUUUUAUUAUUAUUAUUAUUUUAUUUUUUGAGACAGAGUCCUGCUUUUGCCACCCAGGCUAGAGUGCAG